Molecule: messenger RNA, 1282 nt
Organism: Solea senegalensis (Senegalese sole)
Lineage: Eukaryota; Metazoa; Chordata; Actinopteri; Pleuronectiformes; Soleidae
Gene: eef1e1
Product: eukaryotic translation elongation factor 1 epsilon 1
Exons: 4
Coding region: 54-572 (172 amino acids)
Biological process (GO): positive regulation of DNA damage response, signal transduction by p53 class mediator
Cellular component (GO): cytoplasm; nucleus; aminoacyl-tRNA synthetase multienzyme complex
Source: RefSeq, a predicted model, not a curated record
GGGUCUUCUUCAGCUGUGUUGGGAAAAUAACCUCUUCUCCGACAGUUAGGAACAUGGCUUUACGGGAGCUCUCGUCGCUGGAGAAAUAUUUAGAGCUGAAAAAGCCGAACAAGUACAGUACUCAAGGGGAUAAAAAGGUACCUGUACUACAGAGUAAUAAUGGUGCUCCACAGGUGGGGCUGGUGACAAUCGCCUGUUACCUGGUGAAAGAGGCCAAGCGCUCGGAGCUGUUGGGCAACUCGGCUGAGAGCAGAGCUGUGGUGCAGCAGUGGCUGGAGUACAGAGUCACCAGGCUGAACGGCUGUGCAAAGGACGAUGUCAAGACCAUCCUGAAGGAACUCAACCUCUACCUGCAAGACAUAACAUACUUGGCUGGAAAACAGUUCACCUUAGCUGAUAUUCUCAUGUACUAUGGAAUCCAUCCCCUCAUAGUGGACUUGACCGUCCUGGAGAAGGAGCAGCAUGUGAACGUGACGCGGUGGUUCGACCACAUCCAGCAUUACCCCGGCAUCCGCCGCCACCUCCCUCCAGUAGCUGUGCUCAGGAACAGAAUUUACACCAGCGGGCACUGAGACCCGUGUACAGCCUCUCCUGUCCUGCAGACCACCAGACCAUCACCAUUGAUUUCCAAACAAUCCAAGAAUUAAUCGCAUCCGUGUCCCACAUGUUUAGGACAUUCACGUCAUGAUUCCUGCCUUUUUCUGCUCUUAUACCUGAACGCUGCCUGUUCUUCUCACUCAUUUAAAGGGCAUUCAAUCAGGGAAGAACUAAAACUGUAUUAACAGUUUAUUGUCUGAGGUACGACAGCUAUCAAGGGAAUUCUUGCUUAUUAAAACAUAUUUUAUUUCAUAUUCUUUAAAUGCUUUUUUUUUACAUAUAUAUAACAUUAGUUAAAAGAAGCAAAAAGGUUAUUUGUCAUUGUCACCUGAAAUAUUAAAAUACGCUAACACUAUUUAUAAGAGAGUUGUUGUCUUAACCUUUUUUCAGUAUUGUGGGAGCGAUGGCGACGAUAAGAAAGUUUCAUGGGUGUUUUUCUGUUGAAUAUUUGUACAACUGAGGUUGCUUGUUUGUGAUGGGGCUGUGCAGGUCAUGGUGAAGGGAAAAAAGCAAGUGAUACUAUUUAUAAAUGCAAUUUAAAACGUAAAUCUUGUUAAUCUGAGCCUUUAACAUGAUAGGAAAACUAGGAAGAUGUUAUCCGACUGGCAGUACAUUAUAGUAUGUGGUGUAUUAUCAUAACACUCAAAUAAAUGUGGUUGCUGGUUCAACAACCUCAUUACUUGCA